CGGGCAGCGGCUGCGGGGGGGGCGCCGUCACCCCUCCCCCCGCCAUGCUGAGGGCCAAGGUGCUGCUGGUGGGACCGCGCGAGUCUGGGAAGUCGGUGCUGGCGAACUUCGUGUCGGAGAGCACGGAAGGGAUCGGCAGCUACAGCCCAACGCAGGGGGUGAGGAUCCUGGAGUAUGAGAAGCCAAACCUGAACGGGAACAGCAAGGGAGCUGCGUGUCGAUUCGAGCUGUGGGAUUGCAGUGGUGAUCAAAAGUUUGAAACGUGCUGGCCAGCUCUGAUGAAGGACUCUCAUGGGGUGAUAAUCAUCUUCAACCCUGAGCUGCCCAGUCACCUGAAGGAAAUUGAGAUGUGGUACUCCUGCUUCGUGCAGCAGCAGCCACUGCUCGACACUCAGUGUCUCCUGGUGGCACAUCACAAGCCAGGCAGUGCAGGGGACACAGAAAACCUGUCCCUGGCUUCCCCACUGAACAAACUAAAACUGAUACAUUCCAACUUGGAGGAAGAUCCUGAAGAUGUUCGGAUGGAAUUCAUGAAAUACUUCAGAAGUCUUAUCACCAUAAUAAAUGAGAGCAGAGAGAGGGAAGAAAUGUCAAUUAUCUCAUAACAUUACCAAAAAUACUGAACAGGGAAGAAAAAUUACGGUUUUCCCUUUGUAAGCCUGUGAGUGGGUCCUCACAAGGAGAAUUUGCCAGCCUAUGAACACCUCAGUGCUGACAUCAGGUGAGCUGUGGUGCCAAGGAGGUGGCUGCACAUCCAGGAAUGUGGGUAACUUUAGAGCUGCGCUUUGGCAUCAGAAGCACGGGAAGAUGAUGUUUAAUAUGUUGGUGUGGACCAAAAGCUAAAGGUUUGGGUCGUCCAUCCCAUAGCCCCUUUGUGCAGAGGUGCUCAGAGAGUAAGGCCUGACAGAACAUGAAUCUGUGGAGUUGUGCUGAAGCAGCUGAGUAAAGAGCUCAGGGAGCUGGGUUCCUGCAGAGGUUGUGCCCUUGGAAGUCAGUGCACACUGCCUGGAACAGAGAUCUGAGAGCAGUCGUGGGGUGGAAUGCACAGCUUUAUGUUCUGUCUGCACAGCCCUUGCCUUGGCCUGGCAGAGCUGGCUGCAGUCCUGCCCUGGACUGGGUCUUUCUGCUCCGCCAGCAAAAUACACGUUGUGAGGACAAUGUUUGGGUCUCUCUGGGAGGAAAAGCACUGAAAUCUCUGUUAGUGCAAUAUUUUGACCUAUGUCAGAAGCUCCAACAGAGAAAAAAAGUUCUGCUUUCUCAAAGGAGGAAAAGUUGUUUUGAAACUUUUAUCAGUUUCCCUCUUGCAUUAAAAUAAGUGGUUUCAUAGAUAAUUUACUUUGACUUGUUUGGUUUGCACUCAUCCCUGUUAUUAGUGUGUUUUGCUGUGGAAGACAUUUUUUUAACGUGCAUUACU
This is a messenger RNA of Myiozetetes cayanensis, 1414 nucleotides long. It is a transcript of the gene IFT22, whose product is annotated as intraflagellar transport 22. Gene Ontology annotation, cellular component: endomembrane system. Gene Ontology annotation, biological process: intracellular protein transport. The record is from RefSeq and is a predicted model, not a curated record. Lineage: Eukaryota; Metazoa; Chordata; Aves; Passeriformes; Tyrannidae. Gene Ontology annotation, molecular function: GTPase activity.